This is a messenger RNA of Arvicanthis niloticus (Nile rat), 372 nucleotides long. The record is from RefSeq and is a predicted model, not a curated record. NCBI's taxonomy places the organism in Eukaryota, Metazoa, Chordata, Mammalia, Rodentia, Muridae.
AUGAAGGGGACACUUCUUCUGCUGGCCUUGCUGGUGAUUGGAGAGCUGGGCUUACAGCCAACGGAAGCAUGCAUUCCUUUCUUCGGUAUCUAUUCCAGUAUUGUCUCUGGAAGCAGUUUGUGGUUGGAGACGGAACUUUUCUUUUUUAAACCUACUGAAAAUGAAACGGUGGCCUUUCAAAAAAUCCAGGACUGCUACCAGGAGGCAGGAUUAAAAGCUAAAAUUGAAGAUGUGAAAUUUAUGACAUCAUUGGUUCUCAGCCCAGAAUGCAAGACAUACUAUGGCGACCAAAUUGUAACGAAAAUUAAGAAUGUGUUAAUACAGGCUACCAAGAGGUUAGAGUACCAAGGGAAAGGGGUGUUUGGAGUAUAG